Salvelinus fontinalis (brook trout) is the source of this 3632-nucleotide messenger RNA. Its product is annotated as DDB1- and CUL4-associated factor 15-like. The record is from RefSeq and is a predicted model, not a curated record. Gene Ontology annotation, biological process: protein ubiquitination. The transcript is spliced from 13 exons. Bases 39 to 1961 code for a protein of 640 amino acids. Gene Ontology annotation, cellular component: Cul4-RING E3 ubiquitin ligase complex. Lineage: Eukaryota; Metazoa; Chordata; Actinopteri; Salmoniformes; Salmonidae.
AGAUGGUAGGCAGGGCGUAGUGAACACUACGGCGGAAAAUGGCGCCCAGCUCGAAAACCGAAAAGGACGGUAACAAACAAACGCAGAGAAAACACAAAGAACAUGUCGUCAAGCUUCUGAACCGUGGAAAGUUGUCUGGCCAGUAUUCUCAGCGCUUGUUCAGGAAAUUACCACCGCGUGUCUGUGUUCCCCUGAAGAACAUAGUCAGCGAGGAGUUCCUCAGAGCAGGACACAUCUUCCUGGGGUUCACUAAGUGUGGUCGUUACGUGCUGUCCUACACCAGUGACUGUGGAGAGGACGAUGACUUCUCCUUCUACACCUAUCACCUCUACUGGUGGGAGUUCAACCUACACAGCAGACUCAAACAGGUGCACCAUGUGCGUCUGUUUACAGGUGAGGACAUCUACAGUGAUCUCUACCUGACAGUGUGUGAGUGGCCCAACGACCACUCCAAGAUCGUCAUCUUUGGCUUCAAUACUCGUAGCUCCAGCUCAGUGUUGAUGAAUCUGAUGAUGAGUGAUGAGAACAACAGAGAUAUCUACAUCACCAUCGCCUCCAUGCCUCCUCCCAGACCCUGCUCUCAGUGCUGCCCUACAAACACCUCUACCAUACGCACAGGUAGUGGAGAGUGUCUGGAACAUGGUUAUAUGUUGAACAGUCGGUACCAGGUGGUCUAUCCCUUCCCUACCUUCCAGCCUGCCUUCCAGCUGAAGAAAGACCAGGUGAUCUUCCUCAACACCUCCUAUUCCCUGGUGGCCUGCUCUGUGUCCCUCUGUCCAGCAGGUGAGCAGGGUCAUUCCUCUCAGAUCCUGUUCAGAAAGAGAGCCACAGCACCCACCUCAGAACAUCAAUCCACUCCAUCGCCCUCUUCAUCCUCUUCCUCUCACGGGUCUCCCGACAGCCGCCCGCUAACCGCCAAACCAAGCCCCGCCCCUCUUUCCCCUAGCCAAUCACAAGCUGCCGCCCGGGCGCGAGAGUUCGCCGCCGACCUCUUCAGACGUGCCCAGGGAGGAGGGAGGGAAAACGAGGGAGGCGAGAGGAGAGGGAAAACGGAGGGAAGCGAAGUAGGAGAGGAGGCCGUCGUGACUGAGAGAGAAGGGGUCAGCGUGGAGAGGGAUAGAGAACAGAGGGAAGACACACAAACGGAUCAACUGACUAGCGCACCACAGACUUCCACUUCAGCUGGGAACCAAAGUUUGUUGCGACCUUUGCAGGAGGACUCUAUUCAGUGUAGUGCGGUGAUGUCUCCUGCCUCCUCCUCCUCCUCGUCCCCCCCCACUCCUCAUUCUUCUCAGGAAAUAGGCUGCAGCGAGCCGGGAUAUGUCAAUUACACCCGCUUGCAGUACUGCAUGCCACAGCCGGGGGCGCCAGAGCAGGAUGCAGGAGGUUAUGAGGAUGAUAAGGUCCAGCUGCCCUUCACUGUGACUGACCUGAAGGGACGCAACCUACAGCUGGUCACUGGGCCCCACAACGGACAGAGUGUGUGUGUGGAGCAGUUGACUCUGGACUUUGAGUACCUGAUCAACGAGGUGAUCCGGAGCGACGCCCGCUGGGCUCCUCAGUUCUGUUCCUUCAACGACUACGACGUUGUUAUACUGGAGGUGUGUCCAGAGACUAACACAGUGGUGAUCAACAUUGGGCUGCUGCUGCUGGCAUUCUCCAACCCUGAAGAGGAACACUGCAGGCCAAACACCUACCACUCCAGUCUGCAGGUGAGCUGGGACCUCAACACAGGAGUGUGUCACACCGUCGGGGUUGGUGACCUCACUGAGGUCAAGGGUCAGACCAGUGGCAGUGUAUGGAGUUCCUACAGGAAGUCUUGUGUUAACACAGUAAUGAAGUGGCUGGUUCCAGAGAGCAGCUCUCGUUACAUCAACCGCAUGACCAACGAGGCCCUGCACAAAGGUUCCACUCUACAGGUGUUAGCUGACAGCGACCGGAGCACCUGGAUCAUUCUAUGAGGGACAACAGAGGGGUGUCCUGACACCAGAGCCUCAGACUGUCACACACACACCGACACACACCCAUCCACACACACCCAUCCACAUACAGUAAGCCUGUUCAGCUGCUACAGUAACAGUCAUAGGUUUCCUCCCAAAUGGCACCCUAUUCCACAUGUGGUGCACUACAUUAGACUGUUUCCCUUCAUGACUCUGGUGAGAAGUAGUGCUCUAUAUAGGAACUUCAGACUCCAUUCUGGACCUGGAAACCAGUUCCACUGUUCCCCUCUAAUCAGGGCCUGAUUUAGACCUGGAAACCAGUUCCAAUGUUCCCCUCUAAGCAGGGUCUGAUUUAGACCUGGAAACCAGUUCCACUGUUCCCCUCUAAUCAGGGCCUGAUUUAGACCUGGAAACCAGUUCCACUGUUCCCCUCUAGUCAGGGCCUGAUUUAGACCUGGAAACCAGUUCCACUGUUCCCCUCUAAUCAGGGCCUGAUUUACACCUGGGACACCAGGUGUGUGUGUGCAAUUUAAAGAUCAGGUAGAACAGAAAGCGAGCAGGCUCCGGAUCUCGUAGGGUCAGAGUUGGAUACCCCUGAUUUAGACCUGGGACACCAGGUGUGUGUGAGGUAGAACAGAAAGCUCCGGACCUCGUAGGGCCUACGAGGUCAGAGUUGGAUACCCCUGAUUUAGGGAAUAGGAUGCCAUAUUGUCAUGACUCAAUGACGACAUGUCGCCAAUUUGAAUCUGUGCACCUGUCUCUGUGUGAUGUUGGAGGAUGGAAGAAACGAGGCAUUCCGUGUGUUUUCCACGUGUUCUGUUUUUGUUUGACUAUAUAAUGUGACAUAAUUUGCACCCAUGGAUCCAGAGCUGGACUGAACAAAGAUGAUUUUACUGCGGGUUUUUAGUUUGUUUGGUGUAAUUUUCCGUUUUAUGACUGUGUGUGAGAGAGAGAUGUAUGUAGAGAGAAGUUGUGUGGUCCUCAUGCCUCCGAGAUUCUGCUGCUGUUCUCGGAACCUAAAGGCCACUCCUCUAAACCAGCUCUGUCCAGUUUCAUCUGGUUUAUUCCAGGUCUGAAUCUCCAUGUCCGUCUGAUUGCGACAGGGCCUACACAUGAACUGGAACCAAUCCUGUUAUUUGUCGCUCUGGAGUGACUGACGUUCCCCCUAAGUACAGAUCUAGGAUCAGCUUCCCCUCCCCCAAUCCUAACCUUAACCAUUAGUGGGGGGGGGGGGGGGGGUAAAACUGACCACAGAUCAGUGUCUAAGGGCAACUUCACCAUACACCCUGUGUACACCCUUAUUUUACCGUUGACAGAUUUCUUCUUGGUUGCGUCCAAAAUGGCUCCCUAUGUAGUGCACUACGUUUUGUCCAGAGCCUCAAACUCUCAUAGGGCUUUGGUCAAAAGUAGUGCACUACAUAGGGUGUCAGUUCAGAUUGUCCCCUUAAUAAAUGUAUCUGUAUGUGAUGGAGUUAACCUGGGAAUUUUGGGAAAAAUUUCUAGAAAUCCUGGUUGAAGGAUUCCAGAUAAGUCCUUCAUCCCAGGAAUCUUUUAGGAAAGUUACAACCCUAGAUGGAGCAGAGGCUUAUGGGAUAUGGAGUUAAGCAACUUAUUAUCUGGCUGUAUUUUAAGACUGGACGGAGAGCAUGGUUCACUUGACUAUUUUUUGAUACAAAUAAAUGAUUCACCUUG